CACACCACACAGACAGACACGAGCCGCUGUAGAGGCACAAACUAACAGACAGUGGACUUCUUUGGCGCACGCCCUCAUCACCUGCGCAGUUCUCUUUUGCGCAUGUGUGAGCGAACACCUGUGCGCCACUUAUAAUCAAGUAAUUGCCGCGGAUAGCGUUUGAACAGAGCGGCGUGCGUGUGUGCCAGCCUGUAUUACAGAAGUAUAAGUGAACACAACAGAACUGGAGACUUAAUAACGCGCUAAAACGGUAUAAUUACGCAAAUAUGGAUCCUCGGAGCAGCAGAGAGGACCCGAGCCCGUCAGAUCACUAUGUGGUUUCAGGGGCCUCAGAGGAGCCCCCAGUCAGAGAGGGAGGAGGUGGUGGCUCGGGAGGGGGAGGUCUGUACCUGGACGCCUACGAAGUGUCCUUCCCUUUGGAUGAAAGUGUGGAGCGACCUCAUGCCUAUCAUGUCAACCACGGUCCAAGAAUGGUCGACGAGGGAGUGGUCCAGGAGCCCCCUCCCUCCCCCUACAGCCCGUUCAUCCUGGUGUCAAACCUGCGCGCUCACCUGUACGUGGCUCUGGAGAAGAACGCCUGGCUCCAGAAACGCAUCGAGGAGCUGGAGGAGGAGAGGAACUUUCUCCGCUGUCAGCUUGACCGCUUCAUCGUCAACAUGAGGACUCAGGACGACUGGUGCACGGAUCCCCAGCGCAGUGCAAAGGUUCAGCCUGAUAGCUCUCCGUCUCCCCCCUCUCCGAUGACCACCCGAUCGGGCAUGACCCUGAAGAGGCUGCAGGGAGGGGCCAGGAUACGCCACCGCGCCCCUGCUAUACCCGUGAAGCAGGAGUACCACCUGGAGGAGGAGAAAUUCUACACAGAGGAUGAGUUUGUGGAGGAGGCUGAGGAAGAGGAAGAGGACUCUUCAGUGGAGAAAGGAUCAAAGAAGAGCCGAGGGCGAGGGAGUGGAGAACCACGGAUGAAGAUGAGACGCAUAUUCAGGAUCACACAUGGACGAGAGAGGCAGAGAGUGAAGGACCCAGAUGGUGUGUUGAUCCGAUAUAAGAAGAUCUUGACCACGUAUCAGAGGGUGAGGAGCAUGUCCAGAGCUUUUCAGAUUCAUGGAGUGGACAGGAACACUAUGGCCUCCACCUCCCCCAUUGCUGAGCUGCUGCUGGUCGCUCCAGAGAAGGUGGCAGAGGUGGGAGAGUUUGAGGCAUCAAAGGAAAAGCUGCUGGAUUACGCUCGACGCUGUUACAAAACAAUGGAUGAAGACACUCACUCCAAAGUCCAGACUAUGAAGAAGACUCACAAGCUGCUGCCCAUCUCCUACAGGUUCAGACACUGAUCGCUGCAGAGAGGAGAUACAUAGUCCUAAAUGUAUUAUGUUUACUGAAUGUUGCUUUAUUCAUGUAUUUUCUUUAUGCCAAUGGUUGAUAUAAUAAGCACAGUUUAAAGAAUAUCUGAUUUUGACUGAAAUGUAUAUGGUCAAGAUAAGUAAUAGUUAUUUACUUACAUCUUUAUGUAUUUAAGCACAAACUU
Boleophthalmus pectinirostris (great blue-spotted mudskipper) is the source of this 1522-nucleotide messenger RNA. Its product is annotated as coiled-coil domain-containing protein 106-like. Gene Ontology annotation, cellular component: nucleoplasm. NCBI's taxonomy places the organism in Eukaryota, Metazoa, Chordata, Actinopteri, Gobiiformes, Gobiidae. The transcript has 7 exons. The record is from RefSeq and is a predicted model, not a curated record. Bases 267 to 1328 code for a protein of 353 amino acids.